Messenger RNA from Auanema sp. JU1783, 1623 nucleotides. Lineage: Eukaryota; Metazoa; Nematoda; Chromadorea; Rhabditida; Rhabditidae. The record is from the annotation of a GenBank genome assembly.
AUGUCAUUCGAAGAACUGUACGAAAGCUGCUUUCGUAAUAUAUCAUUAGUGAAAUGUUCAUCGGAUUCAGCAAAAGAUCAACCGGGACAGAUUUCAACACUCGAAACAGCAAUGAGCUCGAGUCAGUAUGUUGUUUUCCUUCUUGCUUCGUCAAGUCGGGGAACCGAUGUUGCUGCUCGUCUUAACAGUUUGGCUAAAAAACGCAACGAACGUGACAGAGAGAAACCUCAAAACUCUCCUGCUCGCAUCCGAAGAUUGUUCAGUCUGAAAAAGAAGAAGAAGAAGGAAAUUAUUGUGGAUGAAACAAAUUUCAUGUCAAUUGUGUAUCUCGACACUGACCAGAGAAAUGAUGAUGCUCCUCUCAAGGUCGCCUAUCCUGGUUGGUAUAUUUAUGUACCACAGUCUCCAGCUAGUAAAAGCCGAUUGCUCAGAGCUCUGGGUUUUGAAUUCCCCCCUUCUAUUAUAGUAGUGGAUUGUAAUACUCAUGCUGUCAUCACAACAGAAGGUAGACGUCUUCUUGUUGAUGAUCCAAAUGGAGCUAACUUCCCAUGGUGGCCUCCUGCAGUUUCCGAUUUAAUGAAAGGACAGGUCGUGAGAAGCGUUAAUGGAAAAGUUGAGACCUCUGAUUAUUCUGAAAUUAAAACUGCCAUACGAGGAUUCUUCUUUGGUGCUUAUUGGUUCCCCACUUGUCGACAAUGGGUUAAACAGCUGAAACCUGUAUAUGAUGCUCUUAAAGAAGCCAAUAUUUCUAUUGAAAUCAUAUUCUGCUCAUCUGACCGAUCGCUCGAUUUCUUCAAUCAAUUUCUUAAUCAAAUGCCUUGGUAUGCGUUCAGUUAUGAUACUGCUAAAACUAUGGGGCUUACACGCUUUUUCAAUGUAAACGGAAUUCCGUCAUUGAUUCUUGUUGACUCUAACAAUCAAAUAAUCUCAAGACAUGGAAGGUCCACUCUUCUCGCUGACAGCCUAGGAAAACAAUUUCCAUGGGGACCUUGUCCUUUGUAUGAGCUGGAUGAGUUCUCUGUGUGUCGCCUACGUGAUGAACCAUCUAUGGUUCUUUUCACAGAGGGUUCUCCAGAAGAUAUUGGAUUUUCUUUGUCUGUGUUGGACGGCAUCUCCAAGAAACUUUUCGAUGAAAGACAGAAGAUUGAAGAACAGAGACGGGAAGACCGCGAGAAGAAGUUAGAAGAUAGGGAAAAUUCUGAGAAUGGAAACUCAAUCAGUAAAUCUUCCAGUAGUGAGGAAUGCGCGUCAACAACUUCUGAAGUCCCGAUACCUCCUCAAGCUGAUCCUCUACAGAUAUUUUACACAGGAGAGGAUCCUAUUUGUGAUCAUAUAUUGGAGAAAAUCCUAGGAUUAGGUGAUUCCGAAUUGCCUCUUAUUUGUAUUAUUGAUAGCUUAGCCGGCCAAAUGUCCAUUUGUGAUAAACCAGAUGUUUCGGAUGAGGUUAUUGAAGAGUUCGUGAAUGACUAUAAAAGUGGUAAAUUAGAGUGGAUUUCUCUUCCAACUCCAAAAGAUGGGAGCAAAACAGGAACUGGAAUACCAGCUUCAAUGAUUGAAGAUGCUCUCGCCAACUCCCCAUCUCAAAACUCUCUGAACAACGAAAACGAGCCUAGAGCCGUUUAA